AUGAAGGCUGCUGCAACUGGACGGCUUCUUCUGCUGGUGCUCAUGGCUUGCAGCCUGCAUGCUGUCACCUGCAGCAGCAGCAACACCACUCCUGGGAACCAAACAGAUCGACUAUCACUGCUUGAAUUCAAGAACUCGAUCAGUUUGGAUCCACAACAAGCAUUGGCUUCUUGGAAUGACAGCACUCAUUUCUGCAAUUGGGAAGGUGUCACCUGCAGGACGACGAGCAACCGUGUCACUAAUCUUGACCUUGGAAAUAGAGGUUUAGUCGGCCAAAUAUCUCCUUCGCUAGGAAACCUGACAUUCCUGAAACACCUGUUCCUAGCAACAAAUAGAUUCAGUGGACAAAUCCCAGCAUCCCUUGGCCAGUUGCAUCGCCUCCAAAUCCUCUACUUGAGUAACAACACGUUACAUGGAUUUAUACCAACAUUUGAAAACUGCUCCAAUCUGGAAGAACUUUGGCUCAAUGGGAACAAUCUCAUUGGAGGGUUUCCAGGUCUUCCACUUGGACUUAAACACGUGGCGCUUGGAUCUAAUAAUCUUUCAGGAACCAUCCCUCCUUCUCUUGCCAAUGUCACAACACUUAAGGGGUUAGGCUUCAAUUACAAUCACAUUGAGGGAAACUUCCCACAUGAGUUUGCCAACUUUCCGGAGCUACAGUUUCUGGGAGCUAGUGCCAGCAAUUUGGUAGGUAGUUUUCCACAGGCCAUCCUGAAUCUUUCAACCUUCGUUACCUGGCCUCGGUAG
Miscanthus lutarioriparius is the source of this 747-nucleotide messenger RNA. NCBI's taxonomy places the organism in Eukaryota, Viridiplantae, Streptophyta, Magnoliopsida, Poales, Poaceae. The record is from the annotation of a GenBank genome assembly.